CUCGAAGCGUCGGUGUCAAACAUGGCUGUGCUUGUGGGGAAAGAAAAAUGCUGAAUUGUGCUGGAGGAAUUGGCGAAAAAAACAGGAAAACAUGGCUAGGCUGGCUGAUUAUUUCAUCAUCGUUGGAUACGACCAUGAGAAAACAGGUUCAGGGGAUGGAUGCGGCAAAAUCAUCCAGCGCUUCCCAAAAAAGGACUGGGAUGGCACGCCGUUCCCUCAGGGUGUGGAGAUGUUUAGUCAGCCAGGAGGAUGGAGACUGUCUCGUGAAAGGAAGCCUCCGACGUUCUUUACAGUGGUGCUGACAGACAUCGAUUCGGACCGACACUACUGCUCCUGUCUGACCUUUUACGAGGCUGAGGUCAACCUGCAGGGCACUAAGACGCUACAGGGCGACGGAGACGAAGAUGAGGAAGAGGAUGGUCUGAUCCAGCCAGCUCAAGCGUUUGCACCAAAAAGUCUAAUUCUGGUCUCCAGAUUAGAUUUUCCAGAAAUAUUCAGGGGCUGUUUGGGGCUGAUCUACACCGUUUACAUCGACACUCUGAACUUCCCUCUGGAGAGCCUCGUGGCGAACCUCCUGACAUGCACCGUGCCUAUAGCCGGAGGCUCCCAGAAGCUCUUUUCUCUCGGAGCCGGAGACCGACAGCUGAUACAGACUCCACUAAAUGACGACCUGCCUGUUUCCAAUAAAAGUGUUGCGCUCCUCUUCCAGCAGCUAGGCAUCCAGAACGUCCUGAGUCUGUUCUGUGCCGUUCUGACCGAGCACAAGGUUCUGUUCCACUCCACCAGCUACCAGAGGCUCGGCGAGGCCUGCAGAGCCUUAGUGGCCCUGAUGUUUCCUCUCAAGUACAGCUACCCGUACAUUCCCAUCCUCCCGUCUGGGCUGCUGGAGGUCCUCAGUUCGCCCACGCCCUUCAUCAUCGGGGUGCACUCCAUGUUCCAGAGUGAAAUUCAGGAGCUGCUUGACGUGAUCAUCGCUGACCUGGACGGAGGGACGAUAAAAAUCCCAGAGUGUAUCCAUCUGUCUCAGCUCCCCGAGCCUCUUUUACACACCACACACAGCUCGCUAUCUAUGGUUUUGCACCCAGAUCUGGAGAUAGCCGAUAACGCUUUCCCUCCUCCACGCUCCGCUCCGUCCAACCUCAAACUGCUGGAUAAGGAGGUGAGAGCGGUCUUCCUGCGCUUGUUUGCACAACUGUUUCAGGGCUACAGGUCCUGUCUGCAGCUCAUCCGCAUCCACGCCGAACCCGUGAUUCACUUUCACAAGACGGCCUUCCUGGGCCAGCGUGGCCUCCUCGAGAACGAUUUCCUGCCGAAGGUGUUAGACGGCAUGGCCUUCGCCGGGUUCGUGUCGGAGAGAGGGCCUCCGUACAGAGCCUGCGACCUUUUUGACGAGUUGGUAGCUUACGACAUGGCGUACUUCAAAGAGGAAGAGGAGAACCAGGGCAAACUUCAGAAGCACAUGAGAGAGCUCUCGGAGCAGCUUUACCGCAACGAAAAUCCCAACCCUCACAUGGCCUUCCAGAAGGUACCUCGGCCCAGCGAGGGAUCUCACCUCCGGGUGCACGUGGUGCCCUUCCCCCUGAUAGACGACGAAAAGGUCGGGGAGCUCACGGAGGAAGGUCUGGCCAAGCAAAACCUCGCCAACAUCAGUACGCGAGCUGAGAAGAAGAAGUGCGUGGUGCCUGCCGGUCCCCCUGUGGUGUCAAUCACAGGGAAAGUCAACUCUGUGUUUAACAGCGCCCGGCGCCUGGAGGUGGUGCGAAGCUGCAUCGGGUUCAUCUUCGACAACAAGACGCUGGAGACUGAGAAGGCUCUCCCCGCAGCCCUGCGCGCCCUGAAAGGCAAAGCAGCCCGACAGUGCCUGACCGAGGAGCUCAGCCUGCACGUGCAGCUCAACCGCGCCAUCCUGGACCACCAGCAGUUCGACCACAUAGUGCGCCUGAUGAACUGCGCCCUUCAGGACUGCUCGAAUUCUGAAGAGUAUACGGUGGCUGCAGCUUUGCUUCCUCUGACCACGGCUUUUUAUCGGAAAUUGGCCCCAGGGGUGAACCAGUUUGCCUACACCUGCGUGCAAGAGCACCCCAUCUGGACCAGUCAGCAGUUCUGGGAGACCACUUUCUACUCCGAGGUGCAGAACCAGAUUCGGGACCUGUACCUCAACACCCCCGAGGAGAAGCCCCUCAUUACAGCCAGACUCAGGGAUCCCGUGUCCUCAUCAGCUCCGUCCUCCAGCCGCUCCGAGCGCACCGCCAUGGAUCUGGCGGCCGAGCAGCUCCGCACGUGGCCGAACCUCAGCAAGGAGAAGCAGCUGGAGCUGAUAAAGAGCGAAGAGAGCACGGUGUUCAGCCAGGCCAUCCACUACGCCAGCCUUAUGGUCUAUCUGCUCGUGCCUCUGGACGCCAGCAAGAACAAGCUCCUCCGCACGACUGCACCGGGCGCCGACUGGGAGAGCGGCAGCAACAGCAUCGUCACCAACAGCAUCGCCGGCAGCGUCGCAGAAAGCUUCGACACCGAGAGCGGAUUCGAAGACUCUGAGAACAGCGACAUCGCAAACUCUGUGGUGAGGUUCAUCGCUCGGUUCAUCGACAAGGUCUGCACCGAGAGCGGAGUCACCCAGGACCACAUCAAGAACCUGCACAGCAUGAUUCCAGGCAUUGUGGCUAUCCAAAUGGAAACUCUGGAAGCUGUACAUCGGGAAAGCAGAAGGCUUCCACCCAUCCAGAAGCCAAAGAUCCUCCGUCCCACGAUGCUCCCCGGGGAGGAGUUAGUAGGCGAGGGCCUGCGGGUGGUCCUGGACCCCGACGGACGCGAGGACGCGACGGGCGGACUGCUAGGAGGCCCUCACAUGCUCCCGGCGGAGGGAGCGCUCUUUCUUACCACCUACCGCAUCAUUUUCAAAGGCGCUCCCCAUGAUCCUUUAGUCGGCGAGCAGCCUGUGAUUAGAAGUUUUCCAGUGUCCACGUUGACUAAAGACAAAAAGAUCACAAUUCAGAACCAGCUCCAGCAGAACAUGCAAGAGGGCCUGCAGCUCAGAUCUGCCUCCUUCCAGCUGAUCAAAGUGGCGUUCGAUGAAGAGGUGACCUCCGAAAUGGUGGAGAUCUUCAGGAAGCACCUGCAGAGGAUCCGUUACCCACAAUCCAUCUUCAGCACGUUCGCCUUCGCGGCUGGACAGACCGCGCCGCAGCUCCUCCUGCCCAAGCAGAAGGAGAGGAACACGGGUUUACGCACGCUCUCCAAAACCAUCGUAAAAGGAGCGAGGAGAGUCACCAUCACUAUGGGUCGUCAGUCCACGAUCCAGAAGAAGAACGAAAAAGGCUCGCGCAUGACCUGGAACGAGGAUGACGACAUCUCAGUAUCGGAUGAUGGCGAGCCGCCCUCCAACAGCACUCUGAAGGCCUCGGACAAGUCCACCAUGGAGCAGCUGGUGGAGCGCGCCUGCUUCCGGGAUUACCAGAGACUGGGUCUGGGCACCAUCACCGCCAGCUCCUCACGCUCCAAAAGCGGAGAGCAGUUCCGCGUGACGGCCGUCAACAGACUCUACUCGCUCUGUCGCAGUUACCCCGGGCUGCUGGUGGUGCCCCAGUCAGUGCAGGACAGCAGUCUGCAGAAAGUCGCUCGCUGCUACAGACACAACCGGCUUCCUGUCGUGAGCUGGAAACAUCCUCGCACCAAAGCCGUGCUGCUGCGCGCCGGAGGGUUCCACGGAAAAAGCGUAGUGGGACUGUUCAAAUCACAAAACCCCUCCACGACAGCUCCCGUCUCUUCAUCCGAGUCGUCCAGUAGUCUGGAACAGGAGAAGUACCUGCAGGCCAUCCUCAGCUCAAUCCCCAUCUACUUCAAAUCCAACGGCAGCAACACACUCUCCAACCGCUCCCUCAUCGGCUUUUCUCCAGCAACUGAAAGAAGGACCUCGAGAAUGACAAAGAUGGUUCCUGUCCACUUGGAUAUUUCUUUCUCCAACAGUUUUACCAGAGGAGUACUUGGAUACAAGGACAAACUUUUCACUCACACAAACCAAGCUAAAGGGAGACUCCAAAAUCAAGGCGUGUGGGCGAGUCUGCGCUCCAGCAACAGGUUCAGCCAGCACCUCUCACCGGCCGACGUAGGGUCACGGCUGGCGGGCAAAGAUCUGACGUCCCCUGCAGGUAGCGAAAGCCUCCAGACGCAGCUCCUCAAGCACCAAGCGGCUCUCUACAUCUUUGGAGAAAAGUCUCACCUCAGGGGCUUUAAACAAGACUCCAUGCUAAACUGUGAGCUGGUGCCGGUGGAGUUUGCGGACACGCGGCAGACCAAGGCCUCCUUCAAAAAACUGCUGAGGGCGUGCGCUCCCAGUGCCACGUCUACCGACCCGAACGAAUCGUUCCUGAAAGCACUGGAGGAGAGCGAAUGGAUGCUGCAGCUGCACAAGCUGCUCCAGCUGGCCCUCAUCCUGGUGGAGCUGUUGGACAGCGGAUCCUCAGCGUUGCUGAGUCUGGAGGACGGCUGGGACAUCACGACACAGGUGGUGUCUCUGGUGCAGCUGCUUAGUGACCCGUUCUACCGGACGUUGGAGGGCUUCCAGGUCCUGGUGGAGAAGGAAUGGCUGUCGUUCGGACACAAGUUCAGCCAGCGCAGCAACCUGACCCCAAGCAGCCAGGGCAGUGGCUUUGCACCCGUCUUCCUGCAGUUCCUCGACUGCGUGCACCAGGUUCAUAACCAGUACCCGUUGGAAUUCGAGUUUAAUCAGUACUAUCUGAAGUUUCUGGCGUACCACUACGUCUCCAAUCGCUUCAAGAACUUCCUCUUGGACUCGGACUACGAGCGGCUCGAGCACGGCACAUUGUUUGAGGAUAAAGGAGACAAGCAGGCCAAGAGAGGAAUCUGUAUCUGGGAGUAUAUAAACCGAAUGCACCGCAGGAGUCCAAUCUUUUUCAACUAUCUGUACAACCCUUCAGAGGCAGAGUCCGUCUUAAAGCCGUCGAUCUCCAUCCCCAACCUGACCAAAUGGGAGUUUUACACGGCCGAGACCCUGUCCACCGGACCCUCGUAUGACUGGAGGAUGCUUGCCGUGUCCACAGAGAGCUCGGAGGAACCGGAUACAAUCCCCACCAGCAAGAGGAGGAUCGUCUGGCCCUGCUACGGCAGCGUAGCCCGCGCCCAGCCUGACGCCAUAACCAAACUACUGGCUGAUAUUGAGAGACUCGAGGGAGAGCUCGGUCAGGUUCCCGAGCGAUGGCAUGCUACUCUAGAGAAAGUGCGAGCCAGUGUACAGGAGGACCUCAAACAAGAGGGCAAUCUACGAAAACAGUCCGUGUCCGUCUCAGGCUUGAUCCCUACCUCUAGCCUGCAGGCAUAUCAGCGCCAUUCCAUGCUACACCUCCCCGACAGCGGCCUGGGAGAGGACAGCAGCCCCAGCACGGCCAACGGCAUGAGUCGCCGAGCUGCAACACUCUAUAAUCAGUUUACACCCAAGAACGAUGAGAACAGGUCAUUUGAAGGCGUCCUGUAUAAAAGAGGUGCAUUACUUAAAGCCUGGAAGCGUCGAUGGUUCGUCCUGGACAUAACAAAACAUCAGCUGCGGUAUUACGAUACGGAUGAAGACGUCAGCUCCCGCGGCCACAUUGACCUGGCUGAGGUGGAGUCAGUCAUAAUCGCCAACCCGACCAUCGGAGCUCCCAAAUACAUCAGUGAGAAGGCCUUCUUCGACCUUAAGACGACUAAGCGGGUGUAUAACUUCUGUGCGGAGAACGCUCAGAGCGCGCAGCAGUGGAUGGAUAAGAUCCAGAGCUGCAUCUCGGACGCUUGACGGGCCGACGACCGACAUCUUCCACCUUCACCCUCCACCGUCUCCUUCCCUGCAGGGAGACUCACUGUGCCGUUAGUAGGAGCAUAGCGAAGCCCUCAGUGCCUGAAGAGCAGAGCGAGAUACAAGAGGAACACGCUCUCCCUUUAUCACUACAAAGUGUGCACUCAGGCUGCAGAGUCACUGCCACACUAAUCCUCCACGGAACUGUCCCGAUUCCCAUCAAGAUGGGUCUGUUUUUUUUGGGUUUUUUUCCGCCUGAACACUCCUGAACUCAUCAGUCUUACAAAGCAGUCGCACUAAAACUUGCGAGUGGAAUUAACACGUGAAUAUCGCGUCCGUUAGGAGAGGAUUUUGCUGCUUAAAUUGCAGAAGGAGCGCGAAAGACGAGCGAUGCAUCAUUUUCUAAGAUGCACAAUUAUAACAAAGCAGUUUAUUUGCACUUACUUCUUUGAUAUGCACUCCUUAAAUAUAUAUAGGUCGUUUAAGCAAAUAUAAGGCGUGAUAAAAAGCAUUACUUUAUGUACAAAAACAUCCGUUUAUACAUGCAUACACUACAGAAAAAAUACUUUGCACACUAAAACAUGAAUAUCCACUUUUCUAUUUAAGUCGUUGAUGUUUUAUGUGAUGAUUUUUAAUACAUGAAUGUGUCUCCAUGCAUAACAGGUCAGUUUGUGAUUUUUGUGUAAAUUAUUAUUUGUGUUAUUUUUAAGCUUUUAAAGUGUAACUUCUGUAUAUUCAUGGAUGUUGUAUUGAUUUUUGUGAUGAAAAUGCCCCAGCUUACAUUAUUCUAACAUUUAACUGACACGAAGCCACGUAUUCCUAACUUUUUUUUUUUUUUUUUUACCGUUUUAUUAGACAUACAGUACUGACCAAGAAAAGUGCUUCCUCAAUGUCGGCUUUUUAAUUAUUUUUUUUAUAUAAGACAUGAACGGACACAAUUUCUCACUCGAUGUCUUAGUCCUGGCUCCGUGCCGAGCUCUGUGUAUGCAGAAUCUGUGCACCACUACACCGUUCGAAAGGGUCGGGUUUGAUUUGUACACUGCUAAGAAACAAAACUGAAAAAAGUUUGCUCAGACUUGACAGGUGUCUGUUUCUGCAUUUGAAAAACGACGCCGCUAAGCUCAUGUACAAUGUUUUUUGUGACGCCACUGAUGGUUCUAUUCAGCUACCCUUUUUUUUUUUUUGGAAAUAAAUGAAAUUACUUGAAUGUAAUUCCUAACACAGCGAAAAUGUAGUUGUGCAUCAUAAUGUUACUUACAUUUAACAUUUAACAAGUUUGACAUUUUUUACUUGCCGUCCAGGUGAGAAUGUUCUUCUUCAAGUGGAAUCGAAUGCAAUACGGCUGUACAGUAAAUGCUCGCUACGCAGGGCAGGUAAGGCUGUCGCAGUGCACUACGUACCCAACAUGACACCAUUUGUAAAUUUAGCCAUCAAGUUUCUUAGUUAGAUAAAGUUUAAGAUGAAUAUUUAUAAUAUUUGCAGCUGUUUGUGUCCUCAUGCUGCCUUUAAAACAUUCAGUAGUUCGCACAAUAAAAAAGAAAUACUAAAAUAGCAUUAAAUUACAGAAUUUUUUUCGCACUUUGUAAAUGUCAAAUAGUCAUUUACUGUAUCAGUUGUACACAUCACUACUCCUGGACAGAAAUGCCUCUUUCUUUCAUGGGUAAGUAUUCUGUAAUGCGGAGGGAGAAAAAAAAACAUGGCCUUGAUCAAGUGUGUACAUAGUUCUAGGUUUGGAUUAGUAACCAUACAGAGUUUUAAUGUCUGUAAAUAAGUCACUGUUUUCUAGACUUGAUAAUAAAUAAUCCACUGGACCAAAUGCCAAUUAUGUUCAAGUUAAAAGUUUAUUUCUAUUAUAUCUCUGAUCUCCAUAAGAAGUAACAAACUGGCCAUUUCAAUCCUGUAUUUCCAGCCUAAUUUUCUGUGGAAACUGUCUCCGCAAUUCCUGGCCAUCACUGUACAAAGCACUGCGGUUAUGUGCUUGUUUUUUUUUUUUCAUCUGUAUUAAUUUAUUAGGCUGCUUCGUUGCAGUAAACUUUCCCAUGCAGCAUUAAGACUACUGCAUAUUUCACAUAGGACGUGUAAAGUGAGCUACUUGUUCAGAACAAGAAAUAAAACUUCUUCUUAAUCUCUUGUAAUAAUUAUACGUGACCUCCGGUGACUGAGCCCACCCUGCAGGCCAUUUCUAUCCUGCCUUGAUUUAUUACACUGGUAACAAGUGUUUAUUUCUCACUGAAAAGUCUGAGCAUCCUCGUGCUAAAAGUGUUCCAUCACUAGGAUUAUUUACGGCCGAGUACAAAGAUUUAAUUCGCAGUGAGGGGACAUUUUUAAGUUUCAUUUUUUAUGUUUUACAGAUACUCCAUUAUGAGCAUAAGCUUUUUUUAAACAGACCAUUCAACCUUGUUCCUGUUGUAGACACACAAAAAAAUAGUCAAACAUUGUAUUUUCUUUUUCUAACUGUGACACAAAAACCACAGAUAAGAAAAAUGGCACUGUUUAAUUCCCCUUUCUGAUUGGUUAGAUGUUGUCAGUUAAUUUUCGGUCAAUUAGCAGUCUGUAGUGGCGUCUCAAAAAAAAAAAAGUAACGUGCUCUAAAAUGUUAUUGUUGCACAAAGACUUUGAAAGU
Messenger RNA from Clarias gariepinus (North African catfish), 8408 nucleotides. It is a transcript of the gene sbf2, whose product is annotated as SET binding factor 2. The transcript is spliced from 42 exons. The coding region runs from base 92 to 5785 and encodes 1897 amino acids. The record is from RefSeq and is a predicted model, not a curated record. NCBI's taxonomy places the organism in Eukaryota, Metazoa, Chordata, Actinopteri, Siluriformes, Clariidae.